AUGGCGGACGGGGGGGAGCGGGAGCCGGAGGAGGAGCGGGGGCCGCCGGGGCCACGACCCGGGGAGCGGGGCGCUGCGGGCGGGGAAGAUGUCAUCGAUGAUCCCAUCUUGGAGACGGGAGCUGUUGUCCUCAGAGGGUAUGUGAGGGAGUGUAUAAAUUUGGAGGACCCAGGUUUGCAGGUCUCCUCUGAGGACUUGGGAGGAAGGUCGGAGGAACAGCAGGAUCCAAUCAUCAAAGAGGUUGUUGAACGGCUCCUCAAGCUAGGGGAUAAAUUGAAUGAAGACGCCGAGCUCCAGCAUCUUGUCAGACUGAUCAGCCAGGUUGGGAGUAAUGGUGCUCAGGACAUCUUCGUGGAGGUGGCCAAGAACAUCUUUGUGAAAGAAAUCAACUGGGGUCGAGUGGUGGUGCUCUUUCACCUGGCCUACAAACUCAUUUACAUGGCUCUGACCACCAAACACCUGGAGAACAUCCGGAUGGUCAUCAGCUGGGUUCUGCAGGUCAUCAGGGAGCGGCUUUCCCCCUGGAUCGAACAGCAGGGCGGCUGGGAGGGGGUGAUCCAGAGCUUCUCCCGCUGGAGGACAGCAACCAUUGUAGCGUCAGUCGUUCUUGUAGCAGCCUUCGUCUACUACAGGAAGACGCGCUGAGACACCAGAGACCACCUCAACACCAGAGCUGCCGUCUCACAUCCCGAGCACACGCAGCCCAAUGACUAGACCCUCUUUGGGAAGUUAAUUACAGUAAUUCCUCAGCCUCUAUCUCGUUAACAAUCGGAGGUCAAGCGCUCCACUUUGAGGAGCUCCCCUCCUCUCUUCUCAGGUUCCCAAGAAUGGAAAAGUGAAACCAGCUUUACAUCCAUCUGCAUCCUCGUCUUCCUCCACCAGCGGUUCACCAGGGCCUCCCGGUUGUUGAGUAAAAGUGUUUAACAGUGACUGUCACCACGUUACCUACGGACCUGAUCACCCCUAAACCAGACCUGUGGCUCACUUCUGGAUGGGAUGUCUGAUCUCAGCAACAACAGGACGUGGGAGGACAACGUGCCAAAAGGCUUCACCAGCAUCAUUUAUCUCUAGUCAAACUCUCAAAAACCAGUAAAAUGAACCGACUUUGAUGUCAUUUAGCUUCAUUGAAGCUAAAGUGGCAGGGAUUUCCUCAAAUCCAGCCACAUUGGUCUUUCAGUUUACGUGGCUCUGGGGCUUUUACAACAUGCACGGCUGCAUCCAAGCCGUGUGACUCAUUUCUUCUUUUUCUUGUCAGUCUUGGCCAAAGGCCGACGCUCCACACCAGCCCAGCAGGACAGAUAGCUGUGAGAAACCACUCCGUUGUGCUCAGAUCCUGACGUUCUUUCAUUUUUAAUGGACUCAAUCUAUCUCAGGUUCAGACUGCUCAUCAAACACUCAAAAACCGGAAGGCUCCGUCCACCAAGCAUCAUUAUACCUCUAAAGCCUGAAAUAUGUCCACAUGUUUUUAUUUAGGACGAUGCAAAACCACAUUCUCUACACGUUGCUAAGUUUGCACUCCUGUGGCGUUUUUGUAACAUGUGGAACGUUGGGAAUGAAAUGCAGAGAAUUUGAGGCUUAUUUUGAAGACCAAACGAUCAGACACAACUUGAAAUGUAUUGUAUUUUAAUCAUCAUUGCCGUACCAAUGUUUUUCUAUAUGGUGUUGGGAAUAAAAAGGAAAUAAUGGAAAUAGUAUGCAUGUUUUGCAACCACGUUGACUGCACUUUGAAAGAGGGCUUGCACAAUUUUUUUUAGCUGUUAUGUGGUGGGGUUUUAAAAAAAAUAACGUGAGCUAAUUUGUUUUUUUGUCAAGAUUAAAUUAUUUGAUUGGGUGCUAUCUCUGUGAAUAAAUACAACAUGUAUUAACCCGA
Messenger RNA from Cololabis saira (Pacific saury), 1870 nucleotides. RefSeq names its product apoptosis regulator BAX-like. Gene Ontology annotation, biological process: intrinsic apoptotic signaling pathway in response to DNA damage; mitochondrial fusion; release of cytochrome c from mitochondria. The record is from RefSeq and is a predicted model, not a curated record. The transcript is spliced from 6 exons. Lineage: Eukaryota; Metazoa; Chordata; Actinopteri; Beloniformes; Belonidae. Gene Ontology annotation, molecular function: protein homodimerization activity; protein heterodimerization activity; channel activity. Bases 1 to 645 code for a protein of 214 amino acids. Gene Ontology annotation, cellular component: mitochondrial outer membrane.